AUGUGGCCCUUUACAUCAGAGGAGCACGUCAUCUCCUACAUCCACGAAGCAGAAUCCUAUUUGCUUCGUCUCAUGGUGAGGCAUGAAGCUGCCACGGAUUGCAGCAUCGUCGUUUACUUGCCCCACCGCGACCUGAUGGAACAGAUAGCCGACAUUGGUAUCAAACGGGAUAAGGAUCGUGAGCGCCUCACAGAGGUGUCUUGGAGCAUCCUCAACGACGCCAUGCACACCAACGUUCCCCUCUAUUCCCCUCCCUUUGUAAUUUCUCUGGCCGCCAUUCAUAUGGCAUCGUCCUUUGAAAACAUUGACAUAACGACCUGGCUCGCCAAGCAGCAAGUCGAUGCCGAAGCGUUGGUCGACAUUAUGCAAGCUCUGCUCAACUACUACCGCUUCUAUGCUACGGUACGUUGCAAGUGCAAGCCCAACACUGGCUCUUGUCGACGCAUCAGCACACCGCUAGCCACCUGA
This is a messenger RNA of Monosiga brevicollis MX1, 468 nucleotides long. RefSeq lists its product as uncharacterized. The record is from RefSeq and is a predicted model, not a curated record. The transcript has 5 exons. Gene Ontology annotation, biological process: positive regulation of transcription by RNA polymerase II. Bases 1 to 468 code for a protein of 155 amino acids. Lineage: Eukaryota; Choanoflagellata; Craspedida; Salpingoecidae. Gene Ontology annotation, molecular function: cyclin-dependent protein serine/threonine kinase regulator activity. Gene Ontology annotation, cellular component: mediator complex; nucleus.